Messenger RNA from Penicillium manginii, 1401 nucleotides. RefSeq lists its product as uncharacterized. The record is from RefSeq and is a predicted model, not a curated record. Lineage: Eukaryota; Fungi; Ascomycota; Eurotiomycetes; Eurotiales; Aspergillaceae. The transcript has a single exon. Bases 1 to 1401 code for a protein of 466 amino acids.
AUGGCAGGGACAGGGAAAUCAACAGUCUCCCAAACAGUCGCACGCCGUCUUCAAGAGCAGAAGCUUCUCGGGGCCAGCUUCUUCUUCCGGAGAAAUGAAGAGGAUAGAGGAACAGCAAAAAAGCUUUUCCCAACGUUGACUGAGCAACUGGUCAUCGGUAUACCUCAAAUGCUGCCUGGAGUUCAAAAGGCAAUUGACGAUGACCCUAAUAUUUCGGAAAAGGCGUUGAAAGAACAAUUUGAUAAGCUUCUGCUAGACCCACUGGCUGGAAUCGAGCAGCGCCCGGGCAAAGAAACUAUACGCAGAGUGAUCGUGAUUGAUGCUCUAGACGAAUGUGAGUCAGAAGAUGAUAUAGGGAUUAUUCUCCGGAUCUUACCACGGGUUCAAAAGUCAACUUCUGUACAAAUACGGUUUCUAUUAACAAGUCGACCUGAGUUACCAAUCAGGCUGGGCUUCAAAAGAAUCACUGAUGCCCAUCAGAAUUUGGUCCUCCAUGAGAUCGCAGAGCCGGUGAUAGAGCAUGACAUAUCCUUAUAUUUUGAGGAUCAGUUCCUACACCUAAGGGAGAGGCGCUCAUUGUCAUCAGACUGGCCCGGAGCUCCAGCUACCAAGAGAUUGGUUAAUAGGGCCAUCCCUUUGUUCAUUGCAGCUGCUACUGUAUGUCGCUUUAUUGGUGAUCCAAAAUGGAACCCCCAAAAGCGACUUGAUGCGAUAUUGGCGGACAACUCAACCUAUGUGUCAAAGAUGAAAAGUACAUAUAUUCCUGUGCUGAAUCAACUUCUCACUGGUCAGAAUGAAACAGAGUCACAGACAUUACUCGAAGAAUUCAAGGAGAUAGUGGGGGUGAUAAUCAUACUGGCCACCCCGCUCUCGAUCAACUCCCUCCGCCAUCUAGUGGGAAAAGAGCCAGAUGAUAUCAAACUUCGAUUGGACCAGCUCCACUCGGUGCUCAGUGUACCAACCAAUUUCGAUUCGCCAGUCAGGCUCCUCCAUCUGUCAUUCCGAGAUUUCCUUUUGGAUCACGACAAAGAAAGAAAAUUCUGGAUCGACGAAGAAUGUACAAAUCAGCGUCUUGCAGAACGAUGUUGUCAGAUCAUGCAGGAUACCCUGAAGGAAAACAUCUGCGAACUACCAAGCAAAGCCACGAAAAGAGAUGAGAUUAGCAAUGAUUUGAUUCAGCGUUAUAUACCUCCCGAUCUGCAAUACGCCUGUCGCUACUGGGUACAUCAUCUUGAGCGCUGUAAGGGCCGUGUAUCCGAAUCCGAAGUUCUUCGUUUUUUGAAAGUACAUUUCCUUCACUGGUUGGAAGUGCUUGCUCUGAUAGGAGAUAUAUCGAAAGCAACCGGGAUGAUUGAGAUAAUGAAAUCAAGAACUUGGGUAAGUCUCGAUCUAUACACUUGA